GCGCGCUGUCCGGGCCAGCCAGACUACAGUAAUGAGUUGGUGGCCUAACGACCUCCAAAGUUGCCAAAACAAAGGGGAUUUGGCGAUGGAGGCUUUGUUGGAAGGAAUACAAAAUAGGGGGCAUGAUGGGGGAUUUUUGACAUCCUGUGAAGCAGAACUACAGGAGCUCAUGAAACAGAUUGACAUAAUGGUGGCUCAUAAAAAGUCUGAAUGGGAAGGGCAGACACAUGCUUUAGAAACAUGCUUGGACAUCCGUGAGCAGGAACUUAAGUCUCUUAGGAGUCAGUUGGAUAUGAAACACAAAGAGGUUGGAAUGUUGCGUCAACAGGCAGAAGAACAUGAAAAAGUCAAGCAGGAGAUGGCCAUGGACUAUAAGCAGGAGUUAAAGAAACUACAAGAAGAAUUAGGCAGACUGAAGAGAAGUUAUGAAAAACUACAGAAAAAGCAAAUAAGGGACUUCAGAGGCAACACCAAUAAUCACAGGGAAGAUCAAUCUGAAAUUGAGAGGUUAACCGGAAAAAUAGAGGAAUUUCGUCAAAAAUCACUGGACUGGGAGAAGCAACGUUUGAUUUAUCAGCAACAGAUAUCGUCUCUGGAGGCUCAAAGGAAAGCUCUGGCUGAACAAUCAGAGAUCAUUCAGGCUCAGCUUGCCAACCGGAAACAGAAAUUAGAGUCUGUGGAGCUGUCCCGCCAGUCAGAAAUUCAGCACCUGAGCAGUAAGCUCGAGCGGGCCAAUGACACCAUCUGUGCCAAUGAGUUGGAAAUAGAGCGCCUCACCAUGAGGGUCAAUGACUUGGUUGGAACCAAUAUGACUGUUAUACAAGAGCAGCGGCAAAAAGAAGAAAAAUUGAGGGAAUCUGAAAAAUUGUUAGAGGUUCUGCAGGAAGAAAAGAGACAGUUGAAGGCAACUCUUCAUUCUCAAGAAAAUGUCAUCCAUGAGACAAAAAUGCAAAAGGAGACUCUACAAGCAAAAUUAAGGGCAACCAACAUUCAACAGACAGUAGAAGUCAUAAAGUCAUUGGAGGAAUCUCAGACUGAAAGGCAGUACACCACGCAUGAUCAGGACUUAGACAACGUGCUCUCCCAGCUGGAUUUGACCCACACCAGUGAGGAGCUUCUGCAGGCAGAGGUGACUCGUCUGGAAAGCAGCUUGGAAUCUGUGAGUACAACAUGUAAACAGCUGAGCCAAGAACUAAUGGAAAAAUAUGAAGAAUUGAAGAAGAUGGAAGUACAUAACAAUGAGUACAGGGCAGAGAUUAAGAAGUUGAAAGAACAGAUUUUGCAGGCUGACCAGAGUUACAGUUCUGCACUCGAAGGAAUGAAGAUGGAAAUCUCCCAGUUAACCCGGGAGUUACAUCAGCGAGAUGUCACUAUUGCUUCUGCCAAAAGUUCUUCCUCUGACAUGGAAAAGCGACUCAAAGCAGAGAUACAGAAGGCAGAGGAGCAAGCAGUAGAGCACAAGGAGAUUUUGAAUCAGCUGGAGUCACUCAAGUUAGAAAAUCGUCAUCUUUCUGAAAUGGUGAUGAAACUGGAAGUGGGUUUGCAUGAGGUCAAACACUCAAGGACUAUAGAAAUCCUUUUUUUUCCUGUACUUCCAAGAGAAUACAUGCCUCCAAAGAUGCAUAGUUACUCAAUACCCCUAUUUGCUCUCAUGUAGUUCUAAUUUCAAAAUUAUGGAUUAUGGGGGCUGGGUGGGAGGAAGUGCAACACACUAGAUGACCACUUUAUUUCAACUAAAAGAAAAUAUGGGGAACUAUUUUUAUAAUCUUUCGGGAGGGUAAGAGUCUCUUAACAUCAUGAAACCAUAAAGAAUUUACAGUGUAAGGAAUUUUACAAAAUAAAAAUGUAAAAUUUCUGGGUGGCAAAAGAUCCCAUUAAAAUAAAAGACUAAUAGACUGGGGAAAAGAAUCUAUAAACAGACAGAUGGUUAACAUAAAAUAUUAAUAUAUAAGGAUUUCAUACAAAGAUAAUAAAAGAUAAUUCAGUAGAAAAAUGAUCAAAGGACAUAAAUAGAUAAUUCAUAGAAUACAAAAAUCCAGAAAAAAGGAGAGCUGUUCAACCUCCCUAAUAAUCAAAACAAAAUAAAUAAAUAUCCUAUUGCUUAUUGGAUUGACACUGAUGUUUACAAACUAAUUAAUAUAGCCAGUGUUGGCAAACACACAGGGAAGCAGGGCCCUUUCAUGCUCUGUUAAUGAGAAAGUGAAUUGAUGAAGCCUUUCUAGGAGGCAAUUUAGCAACAUCCAUCAAACUUAUAAAUAUAUAUAGCCUAUAUAUCGAUUUGUUGCCUCCCGUAUGAGCCCGCACCAGGAAUGGGAUCCCAAGUCAUGUGCCUUUCUGAAUGUGAUAGUUAUUGCUAAAUAAUUCCCCAGAAAGGUCCUAUCAGUUUUCAUUCCCAAAGUACCCAUCCUAUAGGAGCAAAUGUGCAGAAUUGGUCAUUUUAUUGUUGUUUGCAAUACCCAAAAAUGUGAAAUAAACUAAAUGUUAAUCUAUAGAGGGAUGGUUAAUUUGUGGCUUCCUAUACUAUGAAAUAUUAUGCUGCCACUUAAAGUAGCAGAUGAAAAUAUGCCUCUAAUCUUGCUCCCUCCUCCUAGCCCUCUAAAACGAUAAUGAAAGGAAUUACUUUAAAGCACGAACUUAACAAGAUGGUAAAAAUAGGAAAGGAGACAAGAGCUAAAUAUCUUGUGCGGGGGAAGAUGAAGGGAGGGAUGGAAAUGACUUUAUAUGCCCCGAUAAAGCCAGUACUCAGCUAGCCGUGGAGAGAGCCCAGAGCUUACUGGUUUAUAACACAGAAUCUUCAGAAGGCCCAGGAGUUGGCAAUAACUGAUUGAUAGGGUCUUCUCUCAUGCAGUGAGGACCUGUUCACAUAUGAGUUGGGAACUCUCAGGGGCGCUUAAGCCUGACUAUGACCCGAGCUUCUGCUCAGCUCUGUUUCUCUGAGACCUCCACCGAACAGUGGUGGCACCGCCCUUUCUUUAUCCAGCCAGGUGUGUGCUUGCCACAGGUUUUACAUUGCCUUUUAUGUUCACUUAUCUGCAAUUGUUGUUAAUAAAAUAAAAUUUGGGAAAACUUAAAAAGAUGCCUGGCAAAGGCUAACAUUAUCUUUUUUUAAAAAAAGUAUAUUUGAUGACAUCAGACUCAGGUGGUGACAGUGCUGUCACAGUUUAAAUUCCCUCUGGUUUUGAGGUUACACACAGUGGGAAUAUGUUGUACAUAUUAAGAAUAGUUAUUACAAAGUGUCUUUUUGUAUUUUACCACCUGGGAAGGCAGAAUUGCUUUUACAAAUGAAUGUUUGGGUUAAAUAACUAUUUUUUAAAGAUUUUUUUAUUGAAUUUGAGAGAGAGAAACAUCUAUGUGAGAGCAAAACAUGAAGCAUCUGCCUCCUGCAUACCCCCUGCCGGUGAUUGAGC
Molecule: messenger RNA, 3407 nt
Organism: Myotis myotis
Lineage: Eukaryota; Metazoa; Chordata; Mammalia; Chiroptera; Vespertilionidae
Gene: CEP63
Product: centrosomal protein 63
Exons: 14
Coding region: 32-1657 (541 amino acids)
Biological process (GO): de novo centriole assembly involved in multi-ciliated epithelial cell differentiation; centriole replication
Cellular component (GO): centriole
Source: RefSeq, a predicted model, not a curated record